This is a messenger RNA of Drosophila willistoni, 1325 nucleotides long. It is a transcript of the gene yki, whose product is annotated as transcriptional coactivator yorkie. Gene Ontology annotation, cellular component: cytoplasm; nucleus. NCBI's taxonomy places the organism in Eukaryota, Metazoa, Arthropoda, Insecta, Diptera, Drosophilidae. Bases 121 to 1296 code for a protein of 391 amino acids. The transcript is spliced from 5 exons. Gene Ontology annotation, biological process: hippo signaling; positive regulation of transcription by RNA polymerase II. Gene Ontology annotation, molecular function: protein binding; transcription coactivator activity. The record is from RefSeq and is a predicted model, not a curated record.
UAUUAAUAUUUUUUAGUUAUAAUUUUGCUUCAAAAAUGAAGUAAAAUACAUAUAUGUAUAUGUAUAUUGCAGUUAAUUUGUUAAAUUGCACACAUUUGUUUACACAAACAGUUCAAUUUUAUGUUAACAACGAUGUCAAUAAGCAACACCAGCAACAUAAACGAAAAAGAAAUCGACGAUGAGGAUAUGCUAUCACCGUCACCAACAAAAUUAUCCAAUAAUCAUGUUGUGCGAGUCAAUCAAGAUAUUAUAGAUGAUAACUUGCAGGAAUUGUUUGAUACUGUUUUAAAUCCGCAAGAUGCAAAACGCCCGUUGCAGUUGCCUUUUCGUAUGCGAAAGCUUCCAAAUUCCUUCUUUAACCCUCCGGCUCCAUCGCACUCACGAGCAAACAGUGCAGACUCUACAUUUGAUGGUGGCUCCCAGACAAACAUUAACAUCAAUAAAACUGCCCAGCCGCAGCCAGUUGAAGCAAUACAGCAGUCUGGUAUCUCUGCUCUCUCCGCUGCAAUCUCACAGAACCAGAAUCCUAUCCAGCCAUCACAGAGUCGCCUAGCCGUAUAUCACGCCCGCGCUCGAAGCAGUCCAGCAUCUUUGCAGCAGAACUACAAUGUUCGUUCCAGGAGCGAUGCCAAUGCAAAUGCAAACGCAAGUACCCAAGGUCCUGCCUACCCCGAUAACAACGUUGACUUUGGGAAUAGUGCCGCCAACAACAUUGAGCUGGAUGGAAAUGUAAUGACUGGAAUAGGAAUUGGGCAGGGUCAGGUUCAGGAAAUGCCAAUUUCCACACAAACUGUUCAUAAAAAGCAAAGAUCAUACGACGUGGUGAGCCCAAUACAACUGCAAAGCCAACUCGGUGCCCUGCCCCCAGGAUGGGAGCAGGCUAAAACCAACGAUGGUCAGAUUUAUUAUUUGAACCAUACUACGAAAACGACGCAGUGGGAAGAUCCCAGGAUUCAGUUGCGUCAGCAGCAACAUCGGGCAAUGGCAGAGCGAAUAAAACAAAAUGAUGUUUUACAAACUCCAAAACAAACUGCGACAACUAUUGGCCCACUGCCGGAUGGUUGGGAACAAGCAGUUACUGAGUCCGGAGAUAUUUAUUUUAUAAACCAUAUUGACCGAACGACUUCAUGGAACGAUCCUAGAAUGCAAUCUGGCCUUAGCGUUCUUGACUGCCCGGAUAAUUUAGUGUCAUCUCUACAGAUUGACGAUAACAUGUGCAGCAAUUUGUUUACUGAUGCACAGAUUACACCGUCUUCCAACAAACCAGACGAUUUGGAAUGGUAUAAAAUAAAUUAAUACAUAUAUUUAUAUACCAUUGUAUUAGA